UGAAUACAAACCUUUAUAUAUUUUCACAUUGUUUUGUAAAUGAUUGAAUGGAACUGAACUCACUGGUUUCGACCUCACUCACUCCUCAUCAAGAUGGCGACCGGGCUGUGGACGUUUCAGCUUUUAAUGGUCAUCCUUCAGCGGUUGUUUACGGUUGCUAAGCAACCUAGAAAGGCCAUGGGAGGAAGAGCAGAAUGGCAGGUUACAAAGACACCUGAAGAGAAGCACAGUCGUGUGUGGGAAAUAAUUUGUGGCUCUAUUUAAAUUCAAUUUAUAUUACCUUGCUGGUGUUUAUAAUCCUCUUGUUGCUUUUCUUUGGAGUUUAACCGGAAUGUGACCUGUUAGCUGUUAGUCAGCAGUUUGCUAUCUGACUAUGAAGUUUUUUCUAUUGCAAAAUAAUGUGGUGGAGUGAUUGUUGAGUCAUGGGGUCAGAGUCUGUGAAGGUGGUGGUGAGGUGCAGGCCGCUGAAUGACAGGGAGAACGCUCUCUGCUCUAACAUGGUGCUGUCCAUGGACCUGCACCGCUGCCAGUGCUUCAUAGAGAAGCCAGGUGUAGUGGAUGAGCCACCCAAGCAGUUCACCUUUGAUGGGACUUACUUCAUGGAUCAAACCACUGAGCAGAUGUACAACGAGAUUGCCUAUCCUUUGGUUGAGGGUGUCACUGAGGGAUACAAUGGCACAAUUUUUGCCUAUGGUCAAACUGGAAGUGGGAAAUCUUUCACCAUGCAGGGGGUGGUGGAUCCUGCAGCCCAGAGGGGAGUCAUUCCACGUGCAUUUGAACACAUAUUUGAGAGUAUUCAGUGUGCAGAAAACACAAAAUUCCUGGUGAGGGCAUCCUACCUUGAGAUAUACAAUGAAGAAAUCCGAGACCUUUUGGGAAGUGACACCAAACAGAGAUUAGAGCUGAAAGAGCAUCCAGAGCGUGGGGUGUAUGUGCGGGAUCUCUCCAUGCACACUGUGCACAGUGUGGGGGAGUGUGAGAAGAUCAUAGAGCAAGGCUGGAGGAACCGGGCAGUGGGCUACACGCUGAUGAACAAAGACUCCUCCCGCUCACACUCCAUCUUCACCAUCCACCUGGAGAUCUGCAGCACUGAUGCAGCAGGCCAGGAUCACCUACGAGCUGGUAAACUGAACCUGGUCGACCUGGCAGGAAGUGAGCGCCAGUCUAAAACCGGCGCUACUGGCGAGAGACUCCGCGAGGCCACCAAGAUCAACCUCUCCCUCUCGGCCCUGGGUAACGUCAUCUCUGCGCUGGUGGACGGACGCUCCAAAUACAUCCCCUACCGGGACUCCAAGCUGACCCGGCUGCUGCAGGACUCUCUGGGAGGAAACACGCGUACCCUGAUGAUCGCCUGUCUGUCGCCCGCAGACAACAACUACGAGGAAAGCCUGAGCACACUGCGCUACGCUAACCGUGCAAAGAGCAUCCAGAACAGGCCGCGGAUCAAUGAGGACCCCAAGGAUGCUCUGCUGCGAGAGUAUCAGGAGGAGAUCAGGAAGCUGAGGGCCCUCGUCUCAGGCCAGCUAGGCAUUGCUAACCUUGCAUCUCUUCUGGCUGCUCAGUCUUUUGAGAAACCCUCAGCAGUUCCUUCAAAGCCACAGUCCGGCACCCCAGAAGCAGAGAAGGACAAGAUUAAAGAGGCAACUACUAGCUUCUCCCACACUCAUACAUCACUUCACAUCUCCACGCGCACUGUACAACGAACAGGUGAUUUAUGGGUCUGUAUUCCGCUGUCUCUGCAGGACUACGAAGAGAGGCUGGCCAAGUUGCAGGCUGAGUACAAUGCAGAACAGGAAUCCAAGGCCAGGCUGCAGGAGGACAUCACUGCCCUGCGCUCCUCUUAUGAAUCCAAGCUGUGCAACCUGGAGAAGAACAGAGCCAGCAGGGGGAGCUCUGUUCUAAAGAAUGGAAAAUCACCAGCCCCCAAGAAGGAACAAUCAUCUGUGAGCUCUAGUUCUAUAACACAAGUGGCUGAGGAAGAGCUCGGCCAAAACACUGACUCACUGGGCCCCAGUGUCCAUGUAGAGACUUCCAUUACUGAGCAGGAUGUACCGUGUGCAGCAGUCGGUGUCCAAAAAUGUCUGGACGGGGACGAGCUCGUCGACUCCGCUGACGUCACUUCUGCAGGGCCUCUGGACCAGAAACACGCCCUGGAGAGACUGCAUCAGCUGGAGCAGGAGGUGGUGGGAGGCGAGCAGGCCAGGAACAAGGAGCUCCAGCAGAGACAGCGUCAGAGGAAGAACCUGGCCGACCAGAGGAAAGUCAGUCUUAUCCACGCUCUGUCAGAGAACAGUGAGGAGAGUGAAAAUGUGCUGCUGAACGUCUACAACUCCAUCCAGGAGGAGGUCCACGCAAAGAGCCAAAUGCUGGUCAAGGUCCAGGGGAAGCUGAAAGCAGCCAAACUGGAGAUACGUGACCUGCAGGCAGAGUUCGAGGUGGAGAGGAACGACUACCUUGCAACCAUCCGGCGUCUGGAGAGGGAGGGUCAGUUACUGCACAGCCUGCUGGAGCGAACGGUGCCCCUGGUGCGUCGAGACUGCAACUACAGCAACUUGGACCGCUUGAAGAAAGAAGCCGUCUGGGACGAGGACGGCACCACCUGGAGGCUGCCAGAUGUGAUGGUGCAGAAAACAUCCCUGCCUUCAGCAGUGGCUCCGAAACCUUCAGCAUGCAGAGGCUCAGCUGCGGAUUCUGGAGAGCCAUUUAUGGUGGAGGAGGACAGAUAUAAGGAAAUGCUGAACCGUAGUGCAAGUGAAAACAUCGCCAGCAGCUACUUCAAGUCAAAGAGAGCGAGCCAACUGCUUGGAGUUGAAACCACGGUUCACGCCGUCCGCUCUCCUCCGUUGGUUAAUGGGGCGGCCCACCUCACUGUGAGUGGUUCCACUACGAACCCACCUGUAAGCUCCGACUCCGUCUUUCCACGCCCUUUCCGCCUUGAGUCGUUGGCAGCCCAGGGGUCCAUCGGUAAGGGGAAGCGCAAGAAGAGCAAAUCUCACAUCUACAGUGAGGGGAUUUAGAAAACAGACUGUAAAUUCCCAUUCCCACACACUCUUUACACAUCUCAUUGUUGUCCACUGACUCUAAGUUUUUAUACCCUUCUGUUGAUCACAAAAUGCUAACGGUAAGUUAUUCAACUUCAGGCUUCCUUUCGCCAUAUAUGAAAACACUAUGAACCUUUUGUCGGACAUUAUGAGUCCAGUUUUGUUUUUGAAUGCUUAUUUUCAAAAGAAUACUACCUACAGUAUAAAACUACCUUCAUUUUUGCACUGUCCCUAUGAUUCCUGCACUGGGAGACUCAAAGUCCAACUACUCUAAUAUUUCACUUCUAAUGUAUUUCACUGCUGCUUAAUGUAAACCACUAUUUAACCAGUUCUGUUUUUGACA
This is a messenger RNA of Labrus mixtus (cuckoo wrasse), 3384 nucleotides long. It is a transcript of the gene kif17, whose product is annotated as kinesin family member 17. Gene Ontology annotation, molecular function: microtubule binding; microtubule motor activity; ATP binding. Gene Ontology annotation, biological process: microtubule-based movement. The transcript has 14 exons. Bases 423 to 3017 code for a protein of 864 amino acids. NCBI's taxonomy places the organism in Eukaryota, Metazoa, Chordata, Actinopteri, Labriformes, Labridae. The record is from RefSeq and is a predicted model, not a curated record.